ACCACCAGUAACGUGUUUUUUUUAUGCAAGUUAAGAAUCCAAACAGAAUUAUAUAUAAAUACAUUGCAUAUCAGUCAAGAAAGUGAGGAGACACAGAAACAAAACGAAAAUGGAUUUAAGAAAAACAUGGUUGGUUUUAUACAUUCUCUUAAUCUUUCAUCUUCAGCACAAUUUUCCUUCUGUUAAUUCAAAGCCUUCCUCUAUUGAUACGUACUACGAGAGUCUUCAUCCCAGAGCCACAAAACCAGAUGUUGUUGAUUUUGAAAGAAAGGAUCAAGAAUUAGUUGUAGUUAUAAAAAAAGAAGGUGGUGGAGGAUGGCGUGGUGGUGGCGGUGGAAGCACCGGAAUAGGAGGCGGUAGAGGAUGGCAUGGCUUGCUUGGUUGGCGUGGCGGCGGCAUCGGAAUAGGAGGCGGUGGAGGAUGGCGUGGCUGGCGUGGCUGGCGUGGCGGCAGCGGUGGCACCGGAAUAGGAGGCGGUGGAGGAUGGCGUGGCUGGCGUGGUGGUGGCGGCGGUGGCGGCGGCGGUGGAGGAUUGCCUGGCGGCGGUGGCGGCAGCGGUGGAGGAUUGCCUGGCGGCCGCGGCGGAAGCACGGGAAAAGGAGGCGUUGGACCUCUAAUUCCGAUUUCGAUGCAAACCGGUGAUCGUGGUACUCACCGUUCAAGCAGCAGCCGGAAUAUUCGAGGGGGAGUGUGUGUUGUCUGUUGGUUGAGUUUAUUGGUUUUAGUCGAUUUAUUAUUGGUUUAGAAGAGUCUUAAGUAUUUGUUGGCCGUUUAAAUCAAAAUCUGUGAGGUCAAUGUUUGACAUCAGGUCUAGUUUGGUCUGAGAUUGAUUGGGCCACUGAUAACAACAUUGAUUCAU
Brassica oleracea var. oleracea is the source of this 859-nucleotide messenger RNA. RefSeq names its product glycine-rich cell wall structural protein 1-like. The record is from RefSeq and is a predicted model, not a curated record. The coding region runs from base 110 to 745 and encodes 211 amino acids. Lineage: Eukaryota; Viridiplantae; Streptophyta; Magnoliopsida; Brassicales; Brassicaceae. The transcript has a single exon.